AUGUCGUUUCGAGGUGGAGGAGGUACUGGGAAAGUACUAUUACCAUUCGGAUUAGAUUAUGCCGAUGUAGUAAAAUCAUCAGAAGAUGCAGGAAAACCACAAUAUGUGCUACCGGUUAACGGAGAACCAUCUGAAAUUGAGACGUCAGCAGCCAAACAAUCUAUACGUUUCACCAAAUUAGUUUCUGAUGGACCAUUCUACACUGGGAAGCUAGGACCCAAACUUCUAAAGAACAAAGACCGAGAGCUGCUGAAAAACAACAAAGUGGCGAAUGUAAAUGAAGACGGCAUUGAGCGAUAUGGAGACAGGUAUAAAAAAGUGCAAAAAAUUGGUCGUACAAUUGAAGAACAUCCAUAUCAGAUACAGUUUUUCCCGCAGGAGUUAUAUUCGGUGAUGGGAGUCUCCAACAAGAACAAAAAGAAGUUUUUGACGCUAUCAAAAUUUGCAUCAAAUGGAGGAUUGCGAGAUUAUUUGAGUGAAGAGAAGCAGGAAAGUGCCGAUGAGCAAGCAAAAGUACAGGCUUUGAAAGAGCAAAUGUUCAACCAAGUUGGUGUACAAGAUGAAGAUAAAGAAGGCAGCGGAGAAAAAGAAGACGUACCCAGUGAAGAAGAAGAUAUGGAUGAUGAUUUCGAUGACGAGGACGAAGAUGACGAUUAUAAUGCUGAAAAAUACUUUGACGACGGAGAUGAUGAUGGAAUGGACGAUGCGGGAGACGAUGAAGCGGCAUUUUAG
Molecule: messenger RNA, 732 nt
Organism: Lodderomyces theae
Lineage: Eukaryota; Fungi; Ascomycota; Pichiomycetes; Serinales; Debaryomycetaceae
Gene: RPC31
Product: DNA-directed RNA polymerase III subunit
Exons: 1
Coding region: 1-732 (243 amino acids)
Biological process (GO): transcription by RNA polymerase III
Cellular component (GO): RNA polymerase III complex
Source: RefSeq, a predicted model, not a curated record